AUGUGCAUGAAUAAGGUGGUGUCCCCAAAUCAAACAGGUUUUAUCCCUAGUAGGAACUUCCAAGAGAAUAUAAUUGUUGCUCAAGAACUUCUUCAUAACAUGAACAAGUUAAAAGGCAAGAACGAAUAUUUCACUAUCAAAGUGGAUUUAGCAAAAGCAUAUGAUAUGUUGAAUUGGAAGUAUGUUGAGGAAGUGCUUAAGAAGAUGUGUAUCCCUCAGAACCUCACAUGUAUUAUCAUGCCAACUAUAACUAUUGUUAACAUGAGGGUUAUUUGGAAUGGUCAAAGGGGAGAUUAUUUUAAGUUGAAGAAGGGGUUUCACCAAGGUUACCUGAUCUCGCCUUACCUCUUUUUUCUAUGCAUAGAUAAACUCUCCCAUAUGAUUAUGGAUGUUGUUGAUAAGAAGGAAUUGGAAUGUAUGAAAGUAGGAAGGAGAGGUCCUAGAAUUUCUCACUUUAUGUUUGCUAAUGACCUCAUCCUUUUUGGAAAGGCUACUGAGCAACAGGUCACUUGCAUUAUGAAGGUCCUAAAGAAGUUUUGUGAAGUUUCGGGGUAA
This is a messenger RNA of Lathyrus sativus (Indian pea), 555 nucleotides long. NCBI's taxonomy places the organism in Eukaryota, Viridiplantae, Streptophyta, Magnoliopsida, Fabales, Fabaceae. The record is from the annotation of a GenBank genome assembly.